Molecule: messenger RNA, 435 nt
Organism: Prunus armeniaca (apricot)
Lineage: Eukaryota; Viridiplantae; Streptophyta; Magnoliopsida; Rosales; Rosaceae
Source: the annotation of a GenBank genome assembly
AUGACGUCAGGUUCGCGGGUUCUGUUUGUGCUUUCACCAAAACGGUGCGUAGCAACGAGGGGUAUUUGUGUCUUUGGGGAGAGCCUCUCCAGACUGGAGAGGGAGGUUGGCUCAGGAAAGAAAAUCGGAGUUGAGAGAAAUGAAAUGGUGAGAGGAAGCAUUAAACUUCUCAAGGAUGCUGGGUCUGGACUCAGCAAGACCCUCUCUGAGAUCCUCGUCUGCCCGCUUUCCAAACAACCUCUAAGGUUUUGUGAGGAAACGAAUUCCCUUGUCAGUGAUUCAAUUGGUGUCUCCUUUCCUAUAAAGGAUGGGAUUCCUUGCUUAGUACCAACAGACGGCAAGGCCCUUGACCUUGAGGCCGAUGAUACAAUAAAACCCGAAGAUGCUGUGACAUCAUCAGUCCAACACGAGGCAGAUCGAGGAGGCAGUCACUAG